Messenger RNA from Hyaloscypha bicolor E, 1752 nucleotides. RefSeq lists its product as uncharacterized. NCBI's taxonomy places the organism in Eukaryota, Fungi, Ascomycota, Leotiomycetes, Helotiales, Hyaloscyphaceae. The record is from RefSeq and is a predicted model, not a curated record. Gene Ontology annotation, cellular component: dynactin complex. Bases 1 to 1752 code for a protein of 583 amino acids. The transcript has 2 exons.
AUGGCCUCCUUUACGCCCUACACCUACUUUAAAUGCCCCUGUACCGACGCCUCGAUACCCAGUCGAAAUCUCGGAGACGAACAACCUCCAGAAACCGAGGAAAACUCCGACGACGACCGAACCUUUGAUCCGCGAGCUCCACGGUCAAAUUACAGCUUAUACCCCCUCGAACACCUGCUAUAUUGUGAAGAUUGCCACCAGAUACGGUGUCCGCGAUGUGUGCUAGAUGAGAUAGUGACGUGGUACUGCCCGAAUUGUUUGUUCGAGGUGCCGAGCAGUACUGUGAAGUCGGAGGGGAAUCGAUGUACACGAAGUUGUUUCCAAUGCCCAAUAUGUGUCGCACCCCUCUCAGUCAGCAGUCUCGAAGCUCCGCCACAGGGCCUGGGAGCAGAACUUGCAUCCCAGCAGAAUGGCCCUUUCGUCUUGAAUUGCGCCUACUGCAUGUGGAGCUCCAAGGAGAUCGGGAUACAGUUCGAGAAGCCGAAUGGGAUAUUUGCGCAGCUGGCUAAAAUAAAGAAUGGAGGGCUGCCGAUUCUCACAGCUAAGGACAGGAGGAAAGAUCGCGAGGAGCGGAAACGGGAUUUCUCUGGAUCAUCGGCCGCAGAAGAGAGCCAGGAGAGUGAAGCACCUAUCAAUCUGGAUCCGAAUGAGAGGCUAGAUCCUGAGAGUCAAUUCUCGAAUCUGAAGGCGUUCUAUCAGACACAGAUGGCGGAGUCUUCUCCUGUUAGUGCGCUGGGCUUUACUGGAGACUAUGGUUAUGGAUCACCAGGAGCAUUAUCACGAAUAAUGGGACUCUACACAGGCGGCAGCUUCGCAGACAAGAAGUCGAAAACCAAAUCCGGUACCAUGAGAGAAGCGCGGGACGCCCUAGAAGGUCUCCAAAUUGACCCCCUUUCCUCCGACGAAGCAAUCACCAAGCUUAGAACCGAAGGAUGGGAAAGUACCGCCUCUGCUGAACAAAGACACGAACAAACAACACACACUCCCUUCCUCUCCGACCUGCGCCCCAUCGCCUACCUCCUCCGCACAAAACGUUCAAAGCGAUGUAAAACAUGCCGGCACAUCCUCUCGAAACCCGAAUCCAAAGUCCAAACAACACGCUUCCGCAUCCGCCUCGUAGCACUAAACUACAUCCCCAGCAUCACCAUCAAACCUCUCCAACCCCCGCUACCAACCGCAUCCCCUCUCUUGGCACCGUUGAAGCCGGUACAAUUUCUACUUACGUUCAAGAAUCCCUUGUUCGAUAGUGUGAAAGUAACAGUCGCAACACCAGCCAAAACUCCUGGCCGAUUUCCUACGAAAGUCACAGUUCUAUGUCCACAGUUUGAAGUUGGAGCCAAUACGGAUGUCUGGGAUGAAGCGUUGCGGGAUAACCACAAAAGCUCCUCUCUCAGCGGCGAGAAGCGCCGCACCAAAGCGGAAGCUAGUGAAGGACAGCACCAAGCUGAAGCCGGCAAAGUAUGGGAACGGGGGAGGAAUUGGGUCAGUGUGGUGGUCGAGGUUGUGCCGCCGAGUCUGCGGAUUGGGGGCUCCGAGUGGCUGAAGAGUGAGGAGAUGAAGAGGGAUAGUGGGAAUGUUAGGGAUGGGGAGGAGGUGGUUGAGAUCCCGGUUUUUGUGAGGGUUGAGUGGGAGGGAGAGGUUGGCGGGGAGGAGAGUGGGUUGGGUGGCGGAGGGAAGGAGAAGGAGGUUAGGGAGAAGAGGGAGCUGGCUUAUUGGUGUGUGCUUGGGUUGGGGAAGGUCGCUGUGGAUUAA